Molecule: messenger RNA, 2069 nt
Organism: Durotheca rogersii
Lineage: Eukaryota; Fungi; Ascomycota; Sordariomycetes; Xylariales; Xylariaceae
Exons: 2
Coding region: 552-2069 (505 amino acids)
Biological process (GO): regulation of DNA-templated transcription
Molecular function (GO): DNA-binding transcription factor activity, RNA polymerase II-specific; zinc ion binding
Source: RefSeq, a predicted model, not a curated record
UCCGAGGCCACCUCGCAAUGAAAUAUCAUCCUGUGACUCCCUCCCCGGAACUCGCUUUUUUCUUUCCCUCUCUCUCCCCUUCUCCUCCCAUCCAGCCUGAGGCAAUCUCGCUAGAGCAAUCUCGCUAGGAAUCCCACCUGCUGCUAUCCAUCCCCCUUUCCCCGUCUUCGCCGUGAGGACCUCUUUCGCUCGCUCUGCGCCCCAUCUCUUCAUCGCCAUCCCCGAGCUAGGCGUCGCCAUCCAAAGCGUCCUGGCGCGCACCGCUCUUCCUCUCCUCCCACUCACUCCCGUUCUCUCCCCAGCCUUGACGGCUGGCCAUCCCCACUGCCAAAACUUCUCCACGCGACUACCCGCUCCCGUACCAUCCCCGUUAGAGCCCCUGAUUUUCGAAGUUGGCGAUAACGAAUACCCGGGGCCACCAGGGAAACCCGGUGCUUGCCACCAAGCUACUCCCGCUCGCCUGAGGCUGCUCAACUAGGAACGCCUCCUACCUGCAUCUCAACAGUCCUGCCGAUAGCUGUGCUGGGCGAUAUCGCCACGCCGUGCCAAGCAUGCCUCAGAACAAUUCCUUGAUGGGCUUCUCCGUCCACCAGCCGGCAAUUGGCAAGUCGCUGCAGUUUUUUCCUGCCCUCGGUUCCAAGCAGCUCGAUGAGAUGAUCGACGCCUACGUUCCUGGCGAUGCUUCUAUCUCCGAAAAGCGCGCUGCUGUGUCCUUGGAGUUCUUUGAGCACACCCUCGCGACUGGAGAGCUGUUCAAGUUCUUCAUGGUCUACCCUGCUCUUGGCUCUACUACCGAAUCUCCGGUCGACUCCAUGGUCGACUCCGGCUACGCCUCCAACUUCACGUCGCCUAUUAUGUCCGAGAGACAGUGGACCCAGAGCAGCCACUGUUCUCCUUCCUUGAGCGAAUCUAGCGCCCGAAGAUCCUCGUAUAAGAAGGCCGCUUCCCCCACGGACUUCUCCCACAUACCCGGAAUGAAGAUCCUGACUAGAGAUGGAAGGGAUGUCACCAAUUCGGCGUCGCGCGGCUGCAAGACCAAGGAGCAGCGUGACCAUGCCCACCUAAUGCGAAUCAUCAAGGCCUGCGAAUCUUGCAGGAAGAAAAAGGUGCGCUGCGACCCCAGCCACAAGAGGUUGGCAGGCACUUCUGUGGCGAAGACAGCAAAGAAGGCGAAGAAGCCGGCGGCUGUAUCAGCACCACCUCCAGCGCCAUCACAAUUGGAGUUGGGCACGUCCCUGUAUGCUCCGUCCGACUCCGCUCCUCCCAUUGACCUGUCAUUAUUAUCUUCUUCCUUUGAUUAUCUCACCCCCGAGCCACUAGGCGACGGCAGCAUCGACUGGGAUGAAUUCAUCUACUACGAGGAGCCAAUGGACACAAUCCCGUACGACUACAACAUCUUCCACCCUACCAACUACCUUUCACCCGCCUCUUACAACUCGUUCUUGUCAUCCCAGCCAAUCACACCCAACUCGGCCUCUAGCGCCAAGGCCGCAGAGGGAAGCGCCGGUGGAACAGCAACUCAGGACCUGCUCCCACCUUACCUCCAACCAGGGGGUGAAAUCGGCACCGAAUACGCCGACUUCAACCUCUAUUCACCUGGUUCUUCGACGUGUCUCGACGAUGAUCCUGGCCUGGCAAGAGAGGUUGCAGCGACAUCCCGCCUGGAAUAUUCUGCACACCAUUACCAUCAACAACCAAGCAACUAUUACCGACAGAGAUCUUCUCCACCCUCCGACGGCUCGCCUCUUUCCCGAUUCAUAGCAGACGUACCGGCCGGCCACAUCUUGCGGGAGGAAACAUAUUCGCCGACGAAUCUGAACUCUCCCCAACGCCUCCAGAUUUCGGAUCGCCAAGCAAGCCAGAUCUCCUCCGAUAUGCCAUACGGAGAUAGCAGACUGACUAGACGCAUCGGAGGGGCCAAGAGGCUCGCAACCGUCGUCGACGAACCACCUUGGAUCCGGCCUUGCCCUAUCCAACCAACAAAUCCCACGUACCCCAGCAACCACUGCCGGUGCAAACAAUACAUCGGCAUCAAGUCUAGGUUCAAGUCUAGAUCGGGCGAGGGGUAG